CUCAUGACAGCAGUGUGAGGUGGCAUGUUCCAUGUGUCCCUGCCCUCCUGACAACCUAGUUAAAGCUCCCAUCGUGGCACGCCACACAGUAUGGUGCUGCACACUGGGAUUCAGCUACUGUAGGCAAAUACAGCAGUGUGUGUGUGUGUAUGUAUGUGUGUGUGUGUGUGUGUGGGGGGUAGUCAGACUGCAACAGCAUCAUGGACACAGAAUAUUCUAAGAGAGUGUACCAAGGCGUUCGAGUCAAGCACACAGUCAAAGACCUGCUGGCCGAGAAGCGAUCCCGACAGACCAACGGGCCCAGAUACAGUGGAGGAUCAACCUCUCCGCCUUCAUUCGUCCAGAUGCCAGGGUCUCAUAUGCUGCCCAGCUACUAUGGCAUGAGGCGCUCCUUCAUCUCAGAGUCAGACUUCUGCCAGUCCACCAAGCAGUUCUCUCCGGACGUGUACUCGCCCACACUGGGUGGCAAACCUCUGGGCUGCGAUCCGUCCACCAUGCCCAACUACUCUUCCUUCAUUGACAGCUACUACCCAGAGACCUUUGGCGAUUACCGCAGUGCUGCUGCCUUCUCCAGCUCUGGAGGAUCCUUCCUGCCCUCAUCGGCCCUCUCGUCCCUGCUGCCUCCCUUUGGUGGAGAGUCCUCGCAUUUAUUUCUGAGAGACUCAUGGGAGCAGUCAGUUCCAGAGCCAGUGUCACAGGUGGAGGCUAUGUGUCCGGACAGCCUGGCCUCUGUCAGCGUUCCGCCCUCCAUGCCCAGCCCAGAACCCCCAGGGAGCCCCUCCCAGUACCGUUCACCCAGCCGGGGCUCCUCCAUGGCCCCCUGCUCCAGCAGCCAGCCCUACAUCCUGCACUCCAUGGAGGAAGCCCACUACCACCCCUUAACCACCAGCACCUCCUACCAGGUCCCCUCCACCUCCUUCCCCUGCCCUUCCUACAUGAGCACUCCCAUUAGCGACCUGGUGUCCAAGAUGGUGACAGAGGAGGCGGCCGACAGCCACGCCAGCCUGCCUCCCAACAGCGAAGCUCAUUCCUCCUGGGCAAAGGAAGAUGGAGUGAGCUGUUGGUCGCCCUACGAGAUCAGGAGGGCCUACUGACCAGAGGACGGGCCUGAUGGUCAAUAUUUAUAACAAGAUGGAGGUUGAACAGACAAUUAAACUCAACAAAUACUUUACAGCGCAGGGAAAACUCACUCAGUCAAUCAGAUGUGAAGUGUUUUGUUGACAGGACAAUUUCAAUGCAUUUACAAAGAGAGGGUUGAAGUUGAUAGGUUGGGAGGUGUGUGGCAUCCUCUGUUGACCAAGGUGCCCUCAUUACAGACCAAUCUGAUGGGAAAUGUCUACGAGUAUGUUAAAGGGCCUUUGUUGAUUUGUAUAAAAGAGUGACUAGCAUGGACUAAAAUAACACACCGUAACCCUAAAACUGAAAAACAAAAAAAUAAUCAAAUUUUUUUAAGUUGAUAAAAUAUGGUUGUCAUUUUCCUAAUGUAUAAUAUGAGGACAUGUGCUUGCUAUACAAAACUAACCUAUGUGUUACUUGCACCCCAGGGAGUAAGUCCACACUUGGCUGGGGAUGCAGGGUAAGAUUGGAGUAGCUCAACUAAUUUAAAAAAUAUAUAAAUUAUUGAUCAGGUAAAAUAAGUACAGUAGCCUACCUACAUCAACAUAUUUGUGUUUAGGUGAAAAUAAACAUACAAGUAGGAUUUGAACAUGGUGUGAGGCUGAUCUUUAGUGUAUUUCCACAAUAACUAGUAAACAAUAAGCCAAGUGCACAGGACAAGCCUCCCACAGACCUGAGUCAGCUGGACCACUUUAAUGCCACAUGCUGUGCUUGAGAUUAGGAAAAACUAGUUUGCAUAUGAGCUGAGAGGCUAAGAUACAUAGCUGCAAUUGUUGAAUGGUCCAUGUUCAUGUCAUCUAAGUGGAGGUAAUGAAGGCAAACUUGACCAAACCUUCUGAGGAAAAGUAGCCCAGCCCAAACAGUGACAUCACCAGGAUCACUAUGUCUUGAAUUUGAACAGCAUCCACAGAAUAAAACAUUAGAA
Etheostoma cragini (Arkansas darter) is the source of this 2041-nucleotide messenger RNA. RefSeq lists its product as uncharacterized. The coding region runs from base 201 to 1094 and encodes 297 amino acids. The transcript is spliced from 5 exons. Gene Ontology annotation, molecular function: DNA binding; POU domain binding. Lineage: Eukaryota; Metazoa; Chordata; Actinopteri; Perciformes; Percidae. The record is from RefSeq and is a predicted model, not a curated record.